Strongylocentrotus purpuratus (purple sea urchin) is the source of this 4065-nucleotide messenger RNA. RefSeq names its product CD63 antigen. The record is from RefSeq and is a predicted model, not a curated record. Gene Ontology annotation, cellular component: membrane. The transcript is spliced from 6 exons. NCBI's taxonomy places the organism in Eukaryota, Metazoa, Echinodermata, Echinoidea, Camarodonta, Strongylocentrotidae. Bases 212 to 958 code for a protein of 248 amino acids.
GCGACGUGCGUGUCGAAACGACCUGAAUGUUUGUUUAUUGUAUUUGUGCACAGACUGUGUAAAAAUAGCGUGUAUGCAGCUAGCGAUUUGUGAUACGGGAAGACGGGCGCACAUAGAAUCAGUGUUCCGGCAGAAUUUUAAGACGACAGAACCAUUUUGGCGUAACUAUUUCUCUCCACAAAGGAAUUGUUGAUUUACAAGAGAACUCAAGAUGGUGGAAGGAACAGCAUCAUGCAUCAAAUAUUUGAUGUUCAUCUUCAACUUCAUUUUUUUCAUCUUUGGUCUUGGUAUCAUCGUUGGAGGAAGUCUGACAUUGACUCUCUACAGUGAGUAUGUAGACUUCACUGGUAAUACAGGCACAGCUAUACCUAUAGCUCUCAUCUGUAUUGGUGUCUUCAUAUUCCUGACUGGAUUCUUUGGAUGCUGCGGAGCAGUCAAGGAGAACUACUGCAUGCUGGGAACGUAUGCUUUCAUCAUGGUCCUUCUUCUAAUCUUGGAGCUUGCUGCUGGUAUCUCUGGCUAUGUCCUUCGUGAUGACAUUGAUAAGCUGGUCGAUGACAACAUGACUGACCUUCAGAAAGAGUAUAACUCAUCUACUUCAACGCAACAACUCUUUGAUAACAUGCAGAAGAAUUUGGAGUGUUGUGGGAGAAACAACUACACAGAGUGGUUCGGCUUCAAUGUUAAUAAGACGAGCGGAAUAAACAACAACAUGGUACCAAUGUCAUGCUGCAUUAUACAAGAAGAUGGCUGUAACAUGGAUGUGUCCUCUGAUCCAUAUGUAGCAGGACAAAAUAUUUAUGUAUCCCCUUGCUACAAUGCACUCAAAGAUCUUCUGCUUCGUAACAUUGGAAUUAUUGCUGGAGUAGCCAUCGGCAUUGCUGUCAUCGAGAUCUUUGGUAUUGCGUUUGGGUGCUGUCUGAUGAGAAAGAUCAAGAAUGAAUACGAGACAGUUUAAGAUGGCCACCAUGGGGGAUGUCUGGGGUUUUAUCUUAGGCUUUCUACCUUCUCUCAUUAUCAACCUUUCUCAUUAUAUCUAAGCCUGUUUUAAAAAGCAACUCUUUUCAAAAUCUAAAUCUAGAGAAAAAAGCUAAUGUUUUGGGAGCUAAGCUCUAUCAAAAAGUGUAUUUACUUUGCUAAUUGAUUUAAUUAACAUGCUAUAAUUUUGCGUUUGUCACUUUGUAUUGAAGAAGGCUUACUUUUAGAAAUGAUCUAAGUUUACAGUACUGCACAAAAAGGGCUUAUAAUACUGAACACUCAUUCUAUUUAUUGAACUUUGUUGUAUACAUGUAGGUAUUUUUUAUGUUGAUAAUGUUAAAAAGAAAUUGCAUGUAGAAGAAAAGCAAUAUUGUUUUGUUCAAACUUAGUUUACUAGAAUGUAUAUAACACUCUGAUAUUUUUUAUUUUUAUUUGAAAAUAAUGAUUUGCAAAGAAUUUCUUUUUAUUUGCAGUGUCAGAUCACUUUGAGUUCUUUAGGAUUGAGUUCAAAAUAGAAAAAUAAAGAAAAAAUUUAAGUUGGAAAUAUAUAUAUAAAAGUGCAAGUAGUAACUGUAAAUUGGAUAUAGUACUGUAAUAUCUCUUCUUUUGUGUUUGUCUUUGUCACUAAAAAAAAAUAAGUUUAAAAGGUGUUCAUGUAGAGGGUGGGGAAAGUGUUGGUUUUGGUAAAUGUGUAAAGUAUAUAACAUUUUAAUUAGUUUAUUCUCAUUCAUUCUAAUAUGUCUUCUGAAGUUUAGAUAAUCUGAUUCCUUUUCCAAGAUUGCUGUAAAAUUUAAGAAGUGUACAAGUGAAAGACCAUGAUAAUGUGUCAUGUACAUGCUUUAUUCUCCAUUGUAACAUAUAUUUCUUCAAAACUCAUAAAAAACACUUGUCGUUCAGUCUUUUGAACAUGUACUGUACUUGUAUCGUUCGUAAAAUUGUAGAAAGAGAGAAUUAUCGGUAGAUGAAUUACAGAUGGGAUGAUAAUGAUUCGGUCUUGUAAUUGUUCGCAAAGUUCAUGAGGAACAACAUGGCUUUGAUAUUAACAGCAUUUUCUUUUUUACUACACGAAUCACCGUACGUUGACUCAGCAGUAUAUAUUUGUGUUUGUAAAUAUGUGUAAUAUGUGCAUGUAUUGUUACAAAAUGAAUCAUUACCAUCAUGACAACAAUUUUAAAGUUACUGAUCAGUUCAUAUUGCUACUACAUAAAUACUUAUGAAGUUUCACGUUCACUUGGUCAGUUAAGUACUUUUGAUCACAAUCCUGCAAGCAGUGAUCACUACUUCUUUAAAGCAUCAGUUAAAACAAAUUUUGAUUCUCUAAAUAUGCUUUAUACUAUUAUUACACAUAGUACUACUACUACUACUACUACUACUACUACUACUACUACUACUACUACUACCCUGUACUUAUACUACCAGUACUCCUCCUCUUCCUCAAGUACUUUAAAUGCAGUAACUACAUGUAUACAUGAUAUUACUGUGAAAUGAUUCACAUGUUGCUGGUAUACAUACCACAUUGGUUACACCAUGUGCUAUGCUAAGAUUGCCCCAAUAGACAGUUGAUAUAUCAAAAACCACACCUGGUUUUAAUGGGUUUCAAAUUGAGUCAUUUAUCAGUGUACACUGCAGUGUCUUGGGUAUUUUGAUACCGUACCCAUACUUGAAAUGUUGUUUCAACAGGAAUAUAGUGCCAUCUAAAUGUUGUAAAUCAUCAUUGUAAUGACUUGUAUUAAAGAGGAAUUAAUGUACAUGUAUGCUAUAAAAUGGAACAUGUUUACGUGUCGAGAAUAAGCAGCACAUUGUGUUAUAGGAAACAUCCUCCUUGGCUUGCCGGCCGGCAUACCAGCAUAUCUUAGAGAGUAUCAUGCAUCAACUCAAUGGGCUUUCUUUAGAAACCUCACAGAGUUCCAUCAUGGAGCUAGUGCAUUGCUUGCUAAUGCAUAGGUACCAAUACUAUAGAUCAUGUAAUGGCCUUGAAUAAUGUGCACUACGUAUGUUAAUUGAAUGGAUACUGUGAGUAAAGAUUGAGUACUUUGAGCAAUGAUAUAUCAUGUACAAAUAUAUAUGACACAAUGCACAUCAUAUUAUUCUAUUUUGUAGUUUCACCAUCUUUGACUAGAUGCUUUUUUCCCAACCAGAAAAUUUCUGUUUGAAUAGUAUUAGAAGUCAACAAUGUCUAAAAGGAUUUAUUCUGUGGUUUCUCAAUCAUAUCGCACUUCUACUCGGUCUCAUAAGGAACAAUAGCUUGUGUAUUUCCUGUAAAAGUGAAGCAAAUACAAUGUAAGGAUACUAUAGUAUAAUGUUUUUGGGGAAGUGAAACUACAUGUUGUAUCGUUGUAAGUAGAGCUGUUGAUCAAUGGCUGUGAAAGCUUCAUGUGUCCUUGUAGCUGUUCGUAUACAUGUCCUACAUGUACAUCAUCAUUGUAAUUCUCUCAAGAGCUGGUUUGUUUCAAGUAUGUUCUUCAUUUGUUCACAACUUAUUUCAUAAUGGUGAUAUAGAGAUGUGCAUUCAAAAGCAAACCAUUUAAAACAUUUAUUUUUCAUGGCAGGGUUUCUCUAAAAGUGUCAGACUCAUAGGAAUUGGGUUUUUCUUUUAAGUAACAUUAAUAGCAAAUAUAUCCUUAUACCAAAGACAUGCGUUUUGAAAAAAGUAACCAUUACCUAACUCAAGUUUCUAUGAAGCCAGCCAGGGCUUUGCUUUUAGCAAGGACAUAUAGCACACAUUUCUAUUGAAAAAUAAGGAAAUAGUGUUAGAUAGGAAUGUUGGAAAUACUAUUCCCUAUCACUUGUGUGUAAUCAUCGAACUGAGGGUAUGCAAAAAUUUCACAACGCGUAACUCACAAAGAAAUGUUUUAUAUUCUCACUAAAUGAUGUGAUCUAUUUUCUUCAGAUUUGUCUAUCAUACUUUUAUACAGAAUACAAAUUAUAUAUGACGAGGGUCUACUAUCCACUUUAGAAAUCAUUAUUAGAUGUAAUAUAUUUUUCUUUAAAUAUCUGGUCAUUUAUACUAUGGGAAUUCAUCUCUUCACAUUUAUUACUCAACGACUAUUGUGACUGCUAAUAAACACCAGAUUUAGUGUCUCUCUA